AUGUAUUCUCAAGCUCCUGAACAAUGUUACAUGCAAAACAAUAUAUGUCGCAAAAAUUUUGCUACACCAAGUUCACUAAGUGUUAUGGAACAAGCACAAUUAUUAAAAAGACAAUAUCGCCAACUAUACAAACGUCAAUAUCAGUCAAUCAAAAAAAAAGACAAAUGUCUUCGUUUUACAUUUCCUAUUACGUAUCCAUGCCCAAUGAAAUUCAAGCGAAGGCGAUCAUCUGUCAUUAGCAAUUCUUCUAUAUUAUCUCAAUUAUCAUCAUCUUCUUUUCAACAAUCGCUACAAAAACAAAUGAACAAUCAAUUGUCAAAUACUAUGAACCGAUUAAGAUCAGCUGUUAGUAUUUCAUUUAUUGAUGAUAAAAGUGGUGAUAUAUCAAUAAAUAAAAUUCCGAAAAAACCUCAUUCAUCAUCGUUACUUAAUAAUCCAUCUAAAAAUAUAUCGACUAAUAAAACUCGUUCAUUCAAUGCAUAUUUAGGACAACAUAUAUGUCAAUUAUGUGGUUCAAUAUUGUCGAAUGGUAUAUGUUCAUGUAUUGUUCAAUAUUUGCUAAAAUUAAACAAGACUAAAGAAAAUGAUAUUCUCGUUCAACUCAAUGACAUAUUUGAGAAUCUUACGAGUAAUAAUAUAAUCACGUAA
This is a messenger RNA of Rotaria sp. Silwood1, 648 nucleotides long. The record is from the annotation of a GenBank genome assembly. NCBI's taxonomy places the organism in Eukaryota, Metazoa, Rotifera, Eurotatoria, Philodinida, Philodinidae.